UUUGCCAAUUCGUCUUCUUCGCAAAGCCUCGAUACUUUCACAGCACACAAAAUGGCCUCAAUUGCUUGCUCGCUGCGCGCUGCUCGGCCUGUGGCCAUGCGCCUUGCUCCCCGUGCCGCUCCGAUGGUUCGGCUGGCGAUGCCUGUGAGGAGCUUCUCCAGCUCCCGCAUGAGCCUCGCCCGCAAGUACACCAAGGACCACGAGUGGAUCGACCUCUCCGCCGACCGCAAGACGGGCGUCAUUGGCAUCUCCGAGUACGCCGCCGAGCAGCUGGGCGACGUCGUCUACGUCGAGCUGCCCCCCGCGGGCGACUGGACUGACGCGGGCGACUCCAUCGGCGCCGUCGAGUCCGUCAAGAGCGCCAGCGACAUCAACGCCCCCGUGCGCUGCAAGGUCACCCACGCAAACACCCUGCUGGAGGAGAAGCCCGCGACCAUCAACCAGGUGCCCGAGGACGACAGCGCCGGCGGCGGCUGGAUCGUCAAGGUCGAGGUUGAUGAGGAGGGCGCCAAGCAGUUUGACGAGCUCAUGGACGCUGCUGCGUACAAGGAGUUUAUUGCCGAGUAAAAGGGGACGAAAGAAAAUCGGCUUGGCGGUUGGGCGGGUAAAAGAUUAGACGAAGCUUGGUCUUUUUUUUUUUGGACGAUGGGCUUCGAAUUGUGGGGAGAUGGGGUGGUUUUGGAAUUAAGAACCGAAAAAGAGAGACUUUUUUUUUUAUUUCUUCAUUGAAAAUGAGGGGGUAGGAAUUUUUUGCAUGGCGUAGAAACAGCUCAACCUGACAAUUGGGGGGUAGAGGGUGAAUGGAUGGUUUUUGGUUUUUGGUUUUUAACAUUAGGGAAACAUUUUGGCAGACAGGUCGCAUUUGGUGUGCCAUACAUACUAAACAUACAAAGUGGGUGGGACUC
Molecule: messenger RNA, 905 nt
Organism: Trichoderma virens Gv29-8
Lineage: Eukaryota; Fungi; Ascomycota; Sordariomycetes; Hypocreales; Hypocreaceae
Exons: 2
Coding region: 52-567 (171 amino acids)
Biological process (GO): glycine decarboxylation via glycine cleavage system; protein lipoylation
Cellular component (GO): glycine cleavage complex; cytoplasm; mitochondrion
Source: RefSeq, a predicted model, not a curated record